AUGGACAUAUAUAUUGAAGAUCCUUCUUACACAUUGUACCAGCAAAAGCUUGCUCAAUACCGUGCAGAUCCUCGUGACUCGUAUUACUCGCACAAGCUUACUAAAUACCUUGUUGAGAUUCGAAAGGGAGCUACUGAUGUUUCAGAUCCUAUGGAUAUCAAAAUCCUUCAUGCGCCUCCUGAUGUCAGAGUAUCAACUAUUGCUGACAGGGUAGCAAGUCUGGUUGCCAAGUACGGAUGGGAGUUUGAGUUGAUGGUCAUGGCAUCUAAUACAAAUGAUGCAAGAUUCAAGUUUUUGUCGAUCUCAACAUCAGAUCACGGUCACUCAUAUUACCAGAAAAGGCUUGGUCACUACUGUUUUCUUGAUCAUGAUAGAGUUCCUGAUUUUGAGCCUUGUCCUCAGUCUCAAUCCAGGGUUCAGUCUCAAAGACUCGUUCUGCCUAAUCAUCUAAACUGCAGACUUCUUCAAGGGAUGACCCUCAGGGAGCUUGAUACUGUUAAGGUCACAGCGCAGUUUGUGGCAUGGUAUGGUGAUAUUUUUUGUGGGGAACUGAUAGAAAGAGUGCUGGUGAAUCCAACUGAUGACAGGUUCAAAUUUAUGAAUCCGACUGAUUACAGGUUCGCUUUUUUCAACGAGUUUGAGCAACAAUGGCUUGCGGGAGGGGAAGAGGCUAUGAUGAAUUGGCAUGCUUCCGUGUCCAGAGAUUUUGUCAACAAGGAGGAGGGUCAGGAAUUGCAACCACCACAUAUCCCUGGAAUGUCUCCUCCUGCUCCACGGGAGAGACAGAAGUUGGACGAGUCAUCCCUUGCUCCAGAAGACCAGUUUCUUGAGCAACAUCUGGGUUUGUCUACAAUCAGAGUGAUUUGUGCUCUUGAUGGACAAGUAAUUAAGAUCAAAGUCAACUCAUUGUCUGAAAACAUAGCAAGUUUGAAGGAGAAAAUAGCUGAGGUGGUCCAAGUUCCAGCAAGCAAACAGAGUUUAAGUGGAACAGCCGGAAUUAUAGAGGACAAUAAUAGGUCACUUGCUUAUUACAAUGUGAGACCUGGAGAGAUCCUAAUACUGGACGUGGUGUGACUUGGGACUUGGGAGAUAAAGAGAUGGAACAAGGCUUUCGUAGGUUAGAAGAAGGAUUUAUUUACUAACUUAAGUUAUGUUUUGGAUAUUUGCAGCUACUUGUUCUGUCUGUAAUCUUACAAUAUCCGUGAUUCUCUUUUAUGUUUAGCUACUAGGAUUGCUCC
Capsella rubella is the source of this 1238-nucleotide messenger RNA. RefSeq names its product probable splicing factor 3A subunit 1. NCBI's taxonomy places the organism in Eukaryota, Viridiplantae, Streptophyta, Magnoliopsida, Brassicales, Brassicaceae. Gene Ontology annotation, cellular component: catalytic step 2 spliceosome; U2 snRNP; U2-type prespliceosome. Gene Ontology annotation, molecular function: protein binding; RNA binding. The record is from RefSeq and is a predicted model, not a curated record. Gene Ontology annotation, biological process: regulation of alternative mRNA splicing, via spliceosome; mRNA cis splicing, via spliceosome.